Messenger RNA from Lathyrus sativus (Indian pea), 765 nucleotides. The record is from the annotation of a GenBank genome assembly. NCBI's taxonomy places the organism in Eukaryota, Viridiplantae, Streptophyta, Magnoliopsida, Fabales, Fabaceae.
AUGAUUAGUUGUAGCAUGACUCAUCUCUCAUCAGUUCUUCUCUCCACUCCCAUUUCUACUCUACUAUUCAAACAUAGAAUUGAUACCCAUCCUUUACAACAAAAUCUUCUUUUUACACCCCCACAGCCACAAUUCAACACCACCCACCUCAAAUUACCACCAUCCAUAUCUUAUUCUAAAAUAUGGAGAAACAAGGUUUCAUUCUUCCAAGAUUUUCUCACUGGAGGAGACAGAGAAAGGAAUAUUCAGAGCCUCAAAGAUGAACUCUAUGAAACAAUUGCACCACUUGACCGUGGGGCUGAGGCUACUUCUGAAGACCUACAACGUGUGGACAAGAUUGCUAGUAAACUUGAAGCUAUGAAUUCUGUUAAGGAGCCUCUCAACUCUGAUUUGCUCAAUGGAAAAUGGGAGCUUUUGUAUACAACAUCUCAAUCAAUUUUGCAAACUAAGAGACCGAAAUUCUUGCGACCAAAUGGAAAGAUCUAUCAGGCAAUUAAUGCAGAUACAUUAAGAGCUCAAAAUAUAGAAACUUGGCCGUUCUUCAACCAGGCCACUGCCAAUUUAGUGCCACUUAACUCAAGAAAAGUGGCUGUCAAGUUUGACUUCUUCAAGAUUGCUAGUUUGAUACCUAUAAAAUCACCUGGGAGUGGUCGUGGCGAAUUGGAAAUUACUUAUUUGGAUCAAGAUUUAAGAAUAUCAAGAGGUAAUAGAGGCAACCUGUUUAUAUUGAAAAUGGUAGAUCCAUCUUAUAGAGUCCCUAAUUGA